AUGUCGCUACGAACAUCCCUCUCCCGCUUCCGGGACGCAAUCCCCGUCGGUCCAAAGCCCAAGAUCAUCCAACCGCGACCACCGGGUGUCCUAGCCACAAUGCCAAAGUCAUUAGACCAACUGCUCGCCCAGCUGGGCACCAAAAAGGCCGUAAAAGAGAAGCCCAUCAAUAGAAAUCCUCUAAAACCUCCCCCGAAAAGAAUCAAAGUCUACAAACCCCCCUGCCCCGCCCCUCCAAACAGCGUCCUAUCCAACUUCACAACCACCCAACUAAAACUCCUCGACCCGAAGGGUCUCCGUCAACGUCUAUUCUCCCGUAACAAUAAGGACUCCAUCCUCCCCGGCGAUAUCCUCCAAAUCAGGUUUAAAGAUAAAAACACAGAACCCUUUGCUGGUGUAUUAAUAAACAUCCGAAGAAGAGGACUAGAUACUGCUAUCCUGUUAAGAAACCAUCUGACAAGAAUCGGUGUCGAGAUGUGGUAUAAACUCUAUUCGCCGAAGAUUGCUGGUAUUGAUUUGGUAGAGAGGAAGGAGAGGAGGGCUAGACGUGCUAAAUUGUAUUACAUGCGUAUGCCUAGGCAUGAUAAGGGUAGCGUUGAGGGCGUGGUUACCAGAUGGAAGAAGAACAGAAUGUUGUUUGGUGGUGAUUUGGAUGGUGAUAGCGGGAAGAAGAAGGGGAAGAAGGUGGCGAAGAAAUAG
Orbilia oligospora ATCC 24927 is the source of this 699-nucleotide messenger RNA. RefSeq lists its product as uncharacterized. The transcript has 2 exons. Gene Ontology annotation, molecular function: structural constituent of ribosome. Gene Ontology annotation, cellular component: ribosome; mitochondrial large ribosomal subunit. NCBI's taxonomy places the organism in Eukaryota, Fungi, Ascomycota, Orbiliomycetes, Orbiliales, Orbiliaceae. Gene Ontology annotation, biological process: translation. The record is from RefSeq and is a predicted model, not a curated record. Bases 1 to 699 code for a protein of 232 amino acids.